Schistocerca gregaria is the source of this 441-nucleotide messenger RNA. RefSeq names its product signal recognition particle 19 kDa protein (gene Srp19). Gene Ontology annotation, biological process: SRP-dependent cotranslational protein targeting to membrane, signal sequence recognition; SRP-dependent cotranslational protein targeting to membrane. Gene Ontology annotation, cellular component: signal recognition particle, endoplasmic reticulum targeting. The record is from RefSeq and is a predicted model, not a curated record. The transcript is spliced from 4 exons. The annotation marks the transcript as partial. Lineage: Eukaryota; Metazoa; Arthropoda; Insecta; Orthoptera; Acrididae. Gene Ontology annotation, molecular function: 7S RNA binding.
CCUCUCCCCCCUCUCCCCCCUCUCCCCCUCUCAUCCCCCUCCCUCUACACCUCUCUCCACUCUCUCUCCCCUCUCUCUUCCCCACUCUCUCCCCUCUCUCUUCCCCACUCUCUCUCCCCCACUCUCGCUGUUGAAAAUCCAACCCAUCAAGAAAUCCGAGAUGUACUUUCUUCAGCGGGCUUAAAAAUUGGAGUGGAAAAUAAAUACUACUGUCGAGAACGAAGCAAAGAGAUGCUGUACAGAGGCCGAAUUAGAGUGCAGCUUAAAAAUGAUGAUGGGACACCAUUUAAUCCAGACUUACCAACAAGAGACUCUAUCAUGCUUUACUUGGGACAGAUGAUUCCAAAAUUGAAAUCACGCUCUGGGAAACAGUCUGCUGCUGAUACGAAUCAGGCACAGUCUUCUGGUGGUGCAAAAAAGAAAUCAAAGGGAAGAAGAUAA